GCUAUCUCUCACAACUAAGUAGUACUCAGUUUCGUUGAAAUAGUUUGACUGUAGAGUUUAUGUAGCUAUGGCUGAAAAGAUUGAAAUAGAGAAAGCCUCCAGUUCUUCACAGAACCUGGUAUGUCCGCUAUGUCUUGAUAUUUUUUAUGAACCAACGAUCCUGACGUGCGGACACACUUUCUGUCGAAAGUGUCUCAAGAAAUAUGAUCUGACCCACCAGGACAUUGACCACAUGGUCUGUCCUCUCUGUAGGGAGAUCACCAAGUUGUCUUCCAACCGAGUCGACGAUCUCCAACUCAAUGUCUCCAUUAACGGAUUCGUAGACGAUUACCACGCCAAGUGUGGAGGGAUGAAUUCUGUUCUUGAAAUGAACCAUAAAUGCACAGCUUGCAAGUUUCAGCAAGACGCUGUCUCCUUCUGCAGAACAUGUAAUAACUACAUAUGUGAUAAAUGUUUACAAUCUCACCAGUGUAUGACAAUGUUUGAAGAUCACGAGAUUGUCUCCAUGGAGGAUGUCAUCGAAGGGAAGGUCAGCAUUGGUCAUCAAUUUGAGAAAUGCUCCAUCCACAAACAAGAGAACAAAGAUAUGUUUUGUGAUGAUUGUAAGGUCAGUGUCUGUCUCAGGUGCGUGGUCGUUGGUCACAAGGUCCAUAACAUCAAGAACCAGUCGGACUUCGAGCAGGAGUUGAGGCGAAAGGUGACAGACCUUGCCCAGCAAUGUGCAGCUAAGAAAGCAGAACUGGAGAAGAACAUUCAGAAUAUAGAAUUACAACGUCAUGAGGUACACACUGCCAUGCAGAAACUACUAGAUGAUGUCAGCCAGGCUUACAGCAUCAAGGUCAAAGAGCUGGAAGGAAAUCUUCAAGAUCUCAUCGAGCAAAUAAAUGAACUAAAGCGAAGUUUCGAGGAUGAUCUCAACAUCCUAAAGUCCAAGGAACGACAGAGGAUCAAAAGCAUUUGUAGUUCGGUUACAUUGGUAGAUAAUGACAGACUGGGUCAUCUUGAGACAGAUAGUCUGUCCGCUCAUAAUUUGCUUUGUAAUGAGCUAGAAGCUAUGCUGAAAGAGGUUACCGAUCGCACUACUGCGGAAGUUAUUACAAAGAAAGCACAGGAGAAGAGUUUUAAUCCUGGAGAUAAAUCUUGUCUUGACCUCGGGCGCAUUUCAGGAUCAGAUCCCAAGUUAGAAACCAUGAAGUGUAUAGAUCUACGAGAGCGGAUGGUUGGAAUGACAGCUUACACUCGUACCAGUGUGGCCAUCGUAUAUGGGAAUAAUGCACGAGGUAUUGAUAUCAUUGAUACUGCUGGUGGAACGGAGCAGUAUACAAACAUACCACAUAACGUGCAUGGUUAUGUCGGUAUUGUGAUUCAGCGAGACGGUGUAUUAUGUGUCUCAACUGGUUGUACAGAAGCACACAUGUAUUCUACCAAUGGCUCCAGGAAAGCAACAAUCGAAGUGAAUGUGGCUUGUUUUUAUAUCACACUGAACAGAAGUCCAUCAAAUGAGAUCAUCAUUGCUAACGGUGCCAACAAAGUCUACAUCUAUGACCCGACUGGAUCCACUCUCAAACACACUGUUCCAACAAAGCACAAGACAUGGCAGGUAUCAUCCACCAGGUCUGGUUUGAUCAUCACCAGUUCUUGUCAUCUCACCAAUCCAAGCGUGGUGACGGUCUAUGACAGGGAUGGGAAUGCUGGUGAGUCUCUGCAAGCUCCAAAGGAUGUCAACCUGUAUGCUACCGUGGAUGAGCAGGACAGGGUGUAUGUAGCGAGUGUUGAUUAUAAGAAUAAGAAGGUGGUGAUCAGGCUCUAUGAUCUUGAUGGUCUGAACCUGAAGGAAAGAGUUGAGUUUAAUGCACUUGACAUGACAUUGGGUGAUAAUUGGUGUUACUUGGUGUCCCUCUCUCCGGACCUACUCGCCUUUGCUUGUAUGAAGAAGUUAUAUUUCAUCAAGGUAUCGCUGUAAUAAAGAGUAUACAUGAACUAUUGACUUUUAUGAGAUUAUUUAUAGUGUAUCUGAAAUGAGAAUCCAAUAUGUUUGUAAACACCUUUCUGAAUUUGUUUACAUUUUGUGGUGUGUAUAUACACAUAAAUCUUAACACGAAUCGAAGAACGUUCAUACACAUAAAAUAAUUUAAUGAAUGUAACUCGAGUAUCAAAAGACCAUUAUUUUUAAUUAUUUCGUGAAUCUGAAUUAACCACACAGUAAAAAAAAAACACGUUGUUUAAGCCUGUCACUCUAAUAACAAGUUGUUUCACUUUCUUUGUAAUUGUUUAAACAUUUAAAAAAACUAGUUUUUAAGUUGUUUUUUAAAAUAAACAGAUGUUUAAAGGGUUUAACAGUAGUCGUUAGAGUGUCGGGCUUAAACAACGUGCUUGAAAUCGUAAAUAGCGUUUUUACAGUGUAUUGCUGGUGUUGUCAUUCAACUCGUGUAAUUAACAUGAUUAAGCCAGCGUUUAAUAUUUUGGGGUCUCUGUUAUAGAGAAUUCGAUGAAAGGCUAAUGUAUUAAACGAACUUUAUAUUUUGUGAGUUAUAAGAUUUGCUUUUGGAAAUUGUGUACAAUCGAUUUGCUGUUUUGUUGCAAGCCAGUCUAUAUUAUUUGUGGAUAUACGUAAAUAUGAUCUCGAAAUUUUAGAUUUUUUCUGUCCAGUGUUAUGAUGUGAAAAUUAAAGGCCUAAUAAUUACGGAUAUCAGCUGAAUUCUUUCCUAUUCGACGAUAAACCCAUUAAUCUGAAUAGGCCUUAAGUUCUUCUUGUGUGGAAUGUAUAGUCCCCACAAACCACUUGAUUUAUUAAUAUUUUCAUUUUAUGAAAUGUCCAUAAUUACAGGAAUAUUAAUUUUGUAUCAAAACACCUCGCUGAAUGAUUAAUGUUUAUAAUCAGUCACUACAAAUACAAACUACGAUAUUAAAAUAUUUCAAUUUCACGAGGGCAUCCAUAGACAUGUUUUUAUAUCAAAGAACUUGUUAUUCUUUUUUUUUACUAGAAAUUUUUUGCC
Messenger RNA from Lytechinus pictus (painted urchin), 2996 nucleotides. RefSeq names its product RING finger protein 207-like. The transcript has 2 exons. Gene Ontology annotation, biological process: protein monoubiquitination. The coding region runs from base 68 to 1963 and encodes 631 amino acids. NCBI's taxonomy places the organism in Eukaryota, Metazoa, Echinodermata, Echinoidea, Temnopleuroida, Toxopneustidae. The record is from RefSeq and is a predicted model, not a curated record. Gene Ontology annotation, molecular function: ubiquitin protein ligase activity; zinc ion binding; protein binding.